Molecule: messenger RNA, 382 nt
Organism: Phyllostomus discolor (pale spear-nosed bat)
Lineage: Eukaryota; Metazoa; Chordata; Mammalia; Chiroptera; Phyllostomidae
Product: 60S ribosomal protein L37-like
Exons: 1
Coding region: 36-329 (97 amino acids)
Biological process (GO): translation
Cellular component (GO): cytosolic large ribosomal subunit; ribosome
Molecular function (GO): structural constituent of ribosome; RNA binding
Source: RefSeq, a predicted model, not a curated record
UAUUGUUGCUCUUUGGUCUCGGCGGCAGAAGCAAGAUGACGAAAGGGACGUUGUCGUUCGGCAAGCGCCGCAACAAGACGCACACGCUGUGCCACCGCUGCGGCUCCAAGGCCUACCACCUGCAAAAGUCCACCUGCGGCAAGUGCGGCUACCCCACCAAGCAGAAGAGAAAGUGUAACUGGAGUGCCAAGGCCAAGCGACGAAACACUACCGGGACCGGUCGCAUGAGGCACCUGAAGAUCGUGUACCACAGAUUCAGGCAUGGAUUCCGUGAAGGAACGACACCCAAACCCAAGAGGGCAGCUGUUGUGGCGUCCAGCUCAUCCUGAGGAUUUCGCUGAUUAGUCCCACAAUAAAUACUCUGGUGUCCAAAAAAAAAAAA